AUGAUAACAUUGUACAGCGAUUACGGCGCGGGCGUUUCCGAACCGUUUCUACUGUCGACGGUGUUCGACAGUUCGGAUAAACCGUCGAUUCCUCUGCGGCUCGGCAAAAACGGUUUUCGAUUAGCAAUACGUUUUUCGAAUGUCCGGGCGCGGAGAUCUUCCGGUUUGCGCCCCGUCACCGUGUACUUCGCGAUCCGCCACUCGAUUCUUUCCCGAAAUGCCCUCCCGCAGUACGGCGAACGCGAGUAUUUCGUAUUGUUGUAGAGACGAAUUGAUGACGUGUGUGUGUGUGUGUAUUUUUUUUUAUUUUAUAUAUUUCACGUUGUUACGUUUAUAGGUCGGUGAUCGGCGGUGUGUGCUAUUUUUCUUUCUUUCGUUUUUUUUUUUUUUUUUUAUUUGAAAUAAUGUAUUUAGUUUUACCUUGUAUAAAGACAAACGGGACCGUCCGCGGGAACUUUCGGCGUGUACGCCAGCGGUCACGCGGACCGAGAAAGUCUCGAUCUACCGUGCGGUUAAAUUGCCGAACCGUAACGAUCCGAAUUCGGACGGUUUUCAAGAGAAACGGCUCAAAGUCGAAUACCUAGACGUUACGAAAAAGUGCUACUUUACGAGCGACGCGAAAAGCGUCGAAUCUUUUUUUUCUCGCCUCUGACAUUUUCGAACUCCAACGAUACGUCAGUAUGAACCGCUGCGGUCGCGUACGGGACGAAAAAAAUAAACGACAAGAAAUUUCACACACGGAAAAUGUAAGGCCGUGUAAUUCGUCAACGGCUGAACUCGACUUGAGCUUUUUCUCGUGAAAACCGUCGGAAAAAUCGUAAAUCGCGUCCCGACGAUUAAAAAACGUAAACUUCGUUAAAACGCUCGAAAACAUUGUCUGACCGACGUGCAGCGGGAAUACGCCGAACGAUUCUCGACGGGUCGAAUGCAUUCACUUAUAAAUAUAUAUAUAAAAAAAAAAAAAAAAACGCCUUUUAUUUUCAUAGAUUCUACGGGUUGUGAAACGCAAACGUUUCUCGGCCGUGGAAAUCCGGACCCCAGUCGUCACGAAGUUCCGUGCUCGGCCGCGGUUCAUAAACGUCCGUCCGGGGCGCGUUUCGUCCGGGUAGAGCGGUUUCGUCUCGCGGUUUACCGGGAUAAUCUGCCCACUACGUUAUUUAUUUAUUUAUUUAUUUUCUUUUUUCUCCGUUUAUUCGUUUGUUCGUUCGGACGUCUGCUCCGUUUACCGGGGCAGGGAUCCGGCACGGGCCCCGGGGUACCCACCACCCUAAAUCCGUCCCCGAGUCUCGUGGCGCGAUUUCGUUUGCGACCGUUGCGUACUAAUAACGAAACAUUUACGACUUUGUUGUUGGUUUGUCUACAGCGAGCGGCUCGAACAGCGCCGCGGCCACGACCGCGUCCGGGACCACGAUCAACGGGAUGCGGGCGAUCGCCGAACAUCAACUGCAGCACAACCGUAGCGCGUCCGCCGCGGCCGCCUCGGCCGUCGGCACCACCAACACGUCGACCGGCACCAUGACGCCGGCCGCGGGACCGCAGGAACAACAGCCGCAGGCGGGCGCCGGCACGCCGGUGCGCAUGCUUCAGCUCGACCAGUCCGUCAUCCAGGCCAUAGCGGACCGGUGCCGGACGGUGCGUCCGGACCAGACGGCCGUGGUCGAGGUGGCCGCGACCGUGCCGGCGUCCGAACUGCCGGCCGAGGGUUACGCGAUCGACGGCGGCCGGACGGUCGGGCACGCGUGCGCAAAGUGUCAGCUGGCGUUCCCGGACAACGUGGGCCUGGUCGCGCACCAGCAGCGCGAGUGCCGGACCACCGGGUCCGUGGCCCUGGCCCACCCGGCGUACGGUUGCCGGUCGUGCGGCGUGGGCGCCAACGGCGAGACGAACACGUACGGCACGGUGCUCGCGCUCCGCGCGCACAUCGAGACGGUGCACCGCGGGACGGCGGCCCAUUACGCCGCGGCCGCCUCGGCGGUCGGCCGGCAACAACAGCAACUCCUCCAGCAGCACCAGCAGCAGCACCAGCAGCAACACCAGCAGGCCGUGCAACAGCACCUGCAGCAGCAGCUACAACCGCCGCCGAACCUCUCGGACGAGAUGGAAGACGUGGUGAACCAGAUCACGGCGCUGGCCGCGGCCAAAGCCGUGGGCCGCAGCCCGUCACCGCGGGACCCGAACAGCGAUUCCAACGCCAAUCUGUUCUGCGCGCCGGCCGCCGACAAAAAGUCGGCCGCCACGUCCGCCGCGGCCGCCGCCGCGGCCAAGAUGCACGGCAAGUUCAACGUGCCGCCCGCCAACGUCACGGCGGCCGUGCCCAGCGGCGGCCAAUAGACGCCGCGGCGACCUGCGACGGUCGGCCGCAUCCCCGCAACCCGCAACCACCGUGUAUGUAUAUUAUUACUGUCAACGAUAUUAUUGUAAAAUACGUAUUAUCACUAAUAUUAGGUAUUGAUUGUUUGUUUGUAUUUUUUUUUUUUUUUCGAUUUCGAUAUUGUGUAAAACUUACCCAAAGUUCCUUUUUUCACACUCAUGUUCCUGGGGAGAGAGAUAUUUCGGGGGUUUUUCGUUUUUUUUUUUUGUUUUUUUUUCCGUACGAUCGUUUAGCCAUUUUCCCGCACUGUUUCGCGCGCGAACUCCGCGUGAAAAACCGCGACGUGACAUAUAUUCCUAGAAAACCGCGGUAGCGUUUUAGCCGGAUAGAGGGGGGAGGGUUGGGAGCGAUGGACGGGACGCGCUGUACAGUCCGCCCGGUCUCAUCGCGUUGAAUUUUUUUUUUUUUCUUUCGUCUCUCCCCUAAUACAUUUAUUUAUUAUUAUUUACGGUUUUUUCAUUGUUUUUACGCGAG
Messenger RNA from Cinara cedri, 2845 nucleotides. The record is from the annotation of a GenBank genome assembly. Lineage: Eukaryota; Metazoa; Arthropoda; Insecta; Hemiptera; Aphididae.